Messenger RNA from Myzus persicae (green peach aphid), 870 nucleotides. RefSeq lists its product as uncharacterized. NCBI's taxonomy places the organism in Eukaryota, Metazoa, Arthropoda, Insecta, Hemiptera, Aphididae. The record is from RefSeq and is a predicted model, not a curated record. The transcript has a single exon. Bases 1 to 870 code for a protein of 289 amino acids.
AUGCAUUUUACGUGUGCUAAAUGUCUCGAGACAUCAACUCAUAAGGAUGAUUUACUCGAGUGUUCUACUUGCAAAAAAGUUCUUCACUUUUAUUGUACUGGCUAUUCUGAGCAAAAUUAUAAAAAAAUGUCUAACAAUACUAAAGCAAGAUUUACCUGUUCUGAAUGCCAGACUACUAAAUCGCCAAAAUCACAAACAUCUGGUGUUGAAUUAAGUUUAAUAAGUUCAAUGGAAAAAAAUAUUGAGGAGUUAACUAAAUCCGUAUCUUUUAUGAGUUCAAAAUUCGAUGAUUUUAGUAAUAAAAUUGAUUAUUUAGUUAGUGAAUUAAAAAAUAUUAAGAUUGUCAAUGAGAAAAUUAUCACGGAAAAUAAACGAUUAUCUGAUGAAGUUGCGGUUUUGAAAUAUAAAGUAGAUGAAAUUGAACAGCAUAAUUUAGGAAUUACUGUGGAAAUAUCAGGUAUUCCUAAAACAACCAAUGAAAAUUGUGUUUUGAUUGUUGAAGAAAUUGGGAAAAAAACAAACACGGAGUUGAAGGUACUUGAAGCUAAUAGAAUUAACUUUUUUAACUAUAAGCAAAAUAUUAUACUGGCAAAAUUAGAUACUCUUGAUAUGAGAAAAAAUUUAAUCCGAAAUGUAAAAUCUAUGAAAUUAACAACUGAUAAAAUUUAUAAUAAAUGGCCGGUAGAAAAGGUUUUCGUUAAUGAAUGUCUUACCAAAUCAAAGCGAGCUCUUUUUGCUCAAACAAGAUCUGCUGCGAAAGAUAAACAAUAUAAAUUCGUCUGGUUAUCAAAUGCGGAUAUUCUCGUGAGAAAAGAUGAAAAAUCCAAAAUAACUAAAAUUAAAUCAUCUCAAGACAUUCAAAACUUAUAA